Molecule: messenger RNA, 1876 nt
Organism: Lactuca virosa
Lineage: Eukaryota; Viridiplantae; Streptophyta; Magnoliopsida; Asterales; Asteraceae
Source: the annotation of a GenBank genome assembly
CAACUACGCCUUUCUGGUCGCUGCGCACAGAAAGUAAAGGCUAAAUUGCACAAGAAGGCAAGGCAAUCACUCGUCAUCCUCCAAUUUUGGUUUCUCAUCGAGACGCCUCCGGUGAGGACAUCCAACACUGCGUUUUAGAGAACACACAGCGGCGUCGGAUCUCGUUGCUUAAUUACUUUAAAACGCCUUACAACCGUUCGUUAUCGGGGAGCUGUUUAGGUUUUCAGUGGCUUUUUUUCACAUGGUUUAAGGUGAUUUAUUUAUUUAUAGCAGACAAUUAUAACCAUGGAGGCACAAUCUGCAUUGGCCUUUCGAAGAUCAGGUGCAAGGCAACUUAGUAACUAUGGAGCCCCUGGAGCUCGAUCUUCCCCUUUGCCUAUUCGUCCUGCCUCUUUGGAAAACAAACAUCCCAAAUUUCCAGACUCUCAGCACAUCUCCAUGGGAACACAGAAUUUCACUGCUCUUCCUUCAGUAUCCUCAACUAACGGAGCUGUUGGUCACAUUUUUUCUUCUUCGUCUUCAGGGAUGUCUUCAGAUCUUCACUUUUCUUCUGUUACUUCUCACCAAAAGCAUUCAGAAACGCCAUCUUUCAUAUCUCAAUCCUCAGGAGUUCUUCAAUCGACUACAUCAAACCAGUAUAUGAAAGAAAACAACAACAGCUCAUGGUGUACAGAUUCACUGCCUGAUUUUCUUGAUUACCCUCAAGAUAAUACCCCUAUUCAGUCUAGUAAUUUACAAGAGGAUCUUGGUAAACAAAAUGAUUGGCAAGAUUGGGCUGAUCAGCUUAUUACUGAAGACGAUGCUAUGACCCCUGAUUGGAAUGAGAUUCUUAUUGAUACAAAUAUUGUUGAAUCAGAGCCAAAGAUGGCAUAUCAUGUGGGGGGAUCAUCUACAAACUCGAUGCAAAUACAAGCAAUUCCUGCAUCAUCUGAAGAAGCUUGCAUUCCACUGACUCCCACUCCAUCUUCUUGUGGGAACAGUGGGUCCCAUUCCAAACCAAGGAUGCGUUGGACUCCAGAGCUUCAUGAAGCGUUUGUGGAGGCAGUCAACAAGCUGGGUGGAAGUGAAAGAGCUACUCCAAAGGGAGUACUGAAGCAAAUGAAAGUGGAUGGGUUGACGAUAUAUCAUGUGAAAAGUCACCUACAGAAAUAUAGGACAGCUAGAUAUAGACCUGAGCUCUCAUCAGAAGGAGCUUCAGAGAAAAAAACUUCAGUUGAAGAUUUCUCAUCUUUGGAGUUGAAAACGGGUUUGGAGAUCACUGAAGCAUUACGAUUACAGAUGGAAGUCCAGAAGCGCCUACAUGAACAACUUGAGAUCCAAAGAAACUUACAGCUGAGAAUAGAAGAACAAGGCAGAUACCUUCAGAUGAUGUUUGAGAAACAAUGCAAGCCAGGAGGAGGAAUCAAUGACAAUUUCAAAGCUUCAUCAUCAUCUACUACCCAAGUCCUAGACUCGACCAACGAACCGGGACCCGACCCGGUGGUGGGACCGGGACCAGAUGAUGACUCGCAACCAUCAAAGCGUGCAAAAGUUAACGAGUAAAAAAUGAUGGAAAAAUAUUGACAAUUGCCUGCUGUCUUUGUUUUUUUUAUAUGGUCGUAAGGUUUAGUUUUAUGGUCAUGACAUGAUGAUACCAAAGUCUGACUUGGAAACUUUUUGACUUUGUAAUUGCUUCUUUCUGAGAUUAUAAGAACCCUAAAUCAGCAGGUAGCAGGUACUAUUCGGAAUCAUGCUAGAAAUAGAGGUAGUAGUAUAGGAUUCUCUAUAAAGGAGGAGGAGAUUCGGUGUUAUUUGCCAAAGCUUGGUUGUACUGUACAUAUGUAUCCGUAUCAUAUCAUGUACUCUUAUCAACUUAUGAAAUCAUGAUGAACAACAG